This is a messenger RNA of Amphibalanus amphitrite, 750 nucleotides long. Its product is annotated as titin-like. The transcript has 2 exons. Gene Ontology annotation, molecular function: structural constituent of chitin-based larval cuticle. Gene Ontology annotation, cellular component: chitin-based extracellular matrix. The record is from RefSeq and is a predicted model, not a curated record. NCBI's taxonomy places the organism in Eukaryota, Metazoa, Arthropoda, Thecostraca, Balanomorpha, Balanidae. Bases 1 to 708 code for a protein of 235 amino acids.
AUGAAGCUGGUGUUGUUUGCCGCCCUGGUUGCCGCGUGCGCCGCCGCGCCGUCCCGCUCCUACGCCGCCCCCGAGCAGCGCUCCAUCCAGCCGGCCACAGUCCGCAUCCUGGAGGAGUCCAGCGAGCGCAUCGGACAGGACGGCUUCGCCUUCCGCUUCCUCUCCGAGGACAACAUCUUGCGGCAGGAGGAGAGCAGGGACGGCACCGUGUUCGGCAGCUACAGCUACACGUCGCCGGAGGGCGUCGAGGUCAGCGUGCGCUACGUGGCCGACGCGCUGGGCUUCCGCGCCGAGAGCGACGCGCUGCCGACGCCGGUGCCGACCGAGUACCCGACGCCAGAGGUGCCCGUCACCGAGGCUGAGGUCAGGACCGUAGAGGUCUACUCUGCCCCCGAAACUGAGGUCAGGACCGUGGAGGUCUACUCUGCCCCUGAGGCUGAGGUCAGGGCUGAAGGGGUCUAUUCUGCCCCUGAGGCCGAGGUCAAAGCUGAGGAGGUUGAGGUCAGGGCUGAGCAGAGAUAUUUUGCCCCCGAGCCUGAGGUCAGGGCUGAGGUCAGAGCUGAGCAGAGCUAUUUUGCCCCGGAGGCUGAGGUCAGGGCUGAGGUCAGGGCUGAGGAGAGCUACUCUGCCCCGGAGCCUGAGGUGCGUGUUGAGGCGCCGGUCAGGUAUGAGCGUGUUAUCGUCGGCUACAGGCCCCGCUAUCAGUGAUGCGUAUUUAUCAUGAAUGAACCAUGCAUUGAUUUCACGAGA